Molecule: messenger RNA, 2805 nt
Organism: Leucoraja erinaceus (little skate)
Lineage: Eukaryota; Metazoa; Chordata; Chondrichthyes; Rajiformes; Rajidae
Gene: vcpkmt
Product: valosin containing protein lysine (K) methyltransferase
Biological process (GO): peptidyl-lysine methylation
Cellular component (GO): cytoplasm; cytosol
Molecular function (GO): protein-lysine N-methyltransferase activity
Source: RefSeq, a predicted model, not a curated record
GCGCAGCCGCAGUGAGGCCGCCCCCUCCCCCACACCGUGGUCUCCGCGAGGCGCCGGCGGCACGGGCGGUGGCGGUUAUGACGGAGAGCUUCGUGCGCUCGGUGGAGCGGCGAGCCGGGUCGCCAUUGCGGCUGCGGCAGCGCGCCGUGGGCGGGGUGGGGGCCGUGGUGUGGGACGCGGCGCUCGUGCUCGCCAAGUACCUGGAGCGCGCGUGGCCGUGGCCGGGCGGCGGGAGCGCGGAUGGUGGCGGUGGCGGCGGCGCCGGGCCCGUGGCCGUGGAGCUGGGCGCCGGCACCGGGCUGGUGGGGCUGAUGGCCGCUGCACUCGGGGCAAAUGUCACAGUCACAGAUCUUGAAGAGUUGCAAGAUUUACUCAACGUAAACAUCAAUGAUAACAAGCACUUGGUCACUGGUUCUAUCCAAGCCAAGGUACUUAAAUGGGGUGAGACUGUCACAGACCUUCCAUCUGACCCAGAUUACAUCCUUGUGGCAGAUUGUAUUUAUUAUGAACAGUCCUUAGAGCCAUUGUUGAGAACGAUUAAAGAUCUUUCAGGAAACAAGACCUGCAUCAUAUUAAGCUAUGAAGAGAGGACAAUGGGAAACAACCCUAAAGUCGAAAAGCGUUUUUUUUUUGAGCUUUUGCAGACUGAUUUUGAAAUAGAAGAGAUCCCACUGGACAAGCAAGAUGAGGAAUACAGAAGUGAAGACAUUCAUGUUCUCCACAUCAGACGGAAAAGUCGCCGUUAGGAAUGUUUACCGUGAACUAAAUCACCAAGUUGGUUUUACUCUUUGACACGAGCGUAUCCAAAAUAAAAAAGUGGAAUCCUGGUGUAAUAAUAAUUCAUGUGUUGUUGUAUCAACUGCACAAGCACGCGUUAAUGACAUGUUUUUACAGCCAUUGGCAGUGGUAUUCGGCCCUCUGGAUAUCCCAUCUGCUUUUCUGUCUGGUCGAAUAUCCUUGUAUUGUAAUAUUUUUCCCCCUUGGCCCAUUCUUAGUCACGCGUGUGACCAAAAAUAUGAAAAGUUGUGGAAUACUAAUGCAUUACAGGUAUAUUGUUUUGUGCUGUGUACAUGAUUCUUUUUUAUUUAUUUUUUUGAAGUUUAUCAAGUGAAAUUUUUGUUAUGCUGACAAUAUUUGUUUAGGGUCAGAGGUCAAAUACAGAACCAUUUUUUCCCCAUAACUCAGUUUUAUCUUACAAACUGUGAAUUUAAAAAAAGCUAAAAUGUUCAUAUCUUUAGCAGACAUGCACUAUAAGUUCUGUAGGUAGGAAAAUAGCAAUGAAUAAGAUUGAUCUCUUGCGCCAGAAAUUUUAAUGUAUUACUUUAUGUGGCGCCAUCUGGUCACGUGUGUGACAUUUUGGUUCACUUCCCAAAGAAUUGCCCCCUUGUGAAGUAAUCAGGUUGCAUGGUUCCUGGUGCAGCUGCUGCUUUAGCUUUGACCGUUGAGUUCAUGUGUACAAUAACUACACAGAUGCUCCCCGAUUUACGAUGCUUUGACGUACGAUAUGUUUUGACUUUACGACAGUGCAAACGCUGGGCAGCGGCAGCGAACCGCAGCUCGCUGCCAGUCACGUGAUCACAUUGUAUUAAAUGCCUUUUCGACUUACAAUAUUGACGAUUUACGAUGGAUUUAUUGGAACGUAACCCCCCAUCAUAGGUCGAGGAGCAGCUGUAUAUAAAAGGAACCGCAGGGUGGGCAUCUGGUUAAUGCUGGUGGGUCAUGAACAGUUGAGCUUUCUUGUCUCCCAUUGAGUCCAGAUGUGAAUGUUAUGGAAUGUUUAUUUGUCUGGCUGACAGAUCUCUUGUCCCUGUGAUAACAUUUUUCUCUUUUAAUCGUAAGAGAUAGGAGUAGAAUUAAGCCAUUCGGCCCAUCAAGUCUACUCCGCCAUUCAAUCAUGGCUGAUCUGUCUCUCCCUCCUAACCCCAUUCUCCUGCCUUCUCCCCAUAACCUCAGAUACCCAUACUAAUCAACAAUCUAUCUAUUUCUGCCUUAGAAAUAUGGUGCUCAAAAUGGCUCACAAUGGCUCAAAUUCUAAAUGCAGCCUGACCAGCGCCUCAGCAUUGCAUCCCUGUUUUUGUAUAUAAGCCCUCUUGAAAUAGAUGUUAGCAUUGAGUUUGCUUUCUUACGUUAUAUUAAAUUUUUUAAACUGAAUUUAAAAAAGGUCUUUGGAAAAGCCACUGAAUGGGUUUAUUGUUUAAUCACCACUGAACUACCUCGCAGAAAUGCAGAAGUCCAUCGUUUAUUCAAUAACUUAUCAGAAAUAAUCUGAAAUUUAAUUUCUAUCAUUUUUAACUUUAAUUUGCAUAACCUGUACUUUAAUUUGAUCUAUAUCUCUGCAGUCAUGAUUCUAUGCUAACUUUAUGCUGCAAAUGUUUACCAUUAUCAAACCUUUGUUCAUUUUGUAAUGCACACGUACUCAAAAGUAUAAGUGAUCAACAAAGCAAAAACAUCUGGUAUUAUGCUACAUUUUUCUUUUGCCCAGCAACAACAAAUAUCCAUGUUCAAACAGAUCAGAUGUUAUAAAAGCGAGUUAAUUUUCCAUUGGUUAUUCUUGGGUUUAGUAUCUUUAUUUGCCUAAAGGAACUGUAUAUUUUCAAACAUGUAUGUUAAAUGUAUUUGACAUUUGUCCUUUACAGAUAUUGGCAAAUUUAUAUCAGACAGGGAUUCAAAAUGUUGGAGGCUAAAUGUUGUCUUCAAGUAGUCACUUGUGUAGAGGGAGCUCCAAUUACUUCUGAUUUAACAAUGCUUCAUACUUUUAUAUUCUCAUAUAAUAAAGGAGGAGGCUAUUUGUCCCAUUGAAUCUUU